AUGCCGCCAACCUGUGUGCCACUGUCCACGGAAUUCAUGCCAGGCCUGGACUGGCGGCCGUUAUGUUUCGAGCAUCCCCUUCCUUUUGACCAGGUGUGCCAAGUUUGCGGAGUACUCAUUUUAUUACUGUGCAAGGAAAGAGUCGUGCUGCCCUGUUCCCACACACUCUGCAACGUUUGCUUCGAGAGCACCGUGAACCUGGGUUGCGUGUGUCCGCUAGACACAGCCAACUUCGACAAGGAUGCGGUGGACAAGUUGAGGUUGCGACCGCGACAGUUGCUGAAACUGAGUGUGUCUUGCUGGAAUGCUGAGCAUGGCUGCAACUUCGUCGGGCCCGUCUCCGAGCUCUUGGAUCACUUCGAAAAAGAAUGCACUCACCACAGGGCUUCUUGUCCUAAGUGUCAUCAGGACGUGCCACGGACGGGCCUCGUGCAGCACUGCGUCCAAGACUGCGACCCCACACAAGGAGCGGAAGCGCUGCAGCCAAGGGUGACACUGCAGGGAGUACAGUUGCGUCAAAGCUUGGAGAAAGCCAGUGCUGAAAUCAAGCAGUCUAUUACUGAACUUAAGGACAGCUACUAUGGGCUGCAGGACAGUGUUAACACCGUCGCGGAUGACGUCAAGCUUGAACAUUCACAAUCAAAUCGAGCUGUUACUGAAGUUCUGUCGGGCGUCAUGCAACAGCUUGAGAAGACGCAGCCAGGUCUGACUAAGCUGGGAAAACAGUUACUUGAAAACUUUGAGAACGCCAGAGCGGAUAUCAAGCAGUCCAUGGCUGAACUCAAAGAUGGCUACUCUGGGUUGCAGGCGAGUGUCAACGCAGUUACGGAUGACCUCAAGCAUGGGCCUUCAUCAAGUAUUGAUGCCGUGUCGAGUCGUCUCGCACAUCUUCAGAGAAUGCAGUCAGAUGCGAAUCACCGGGAAGGAGAGUUACUCGAAGACUUGAGGAGGUCUUGUGCUGAUAUCAAACAGACCGUUUCUGAUCUCAAGAACGACUUCUGUAGGCCGCAGACAAGCAGUGGCGUAUUCAAGGAUGACGUGAAACUCGGGCACUCAGGAAAGAGGUCUACAAAGGAGGCAGUGAUCCAUAUGGCGAAAUUGCCGAGGAACAUGCAACAGGAUGCUGUGCGCUUUGCCACCCAGGGCCUGGAGAAGUUUCAAGUUGAGAAGGACAUUGCAUUUUACAUGCAGUAUAAGUUCAAUGUGAAGCACGAACCGUUCUGGCAGUGCGUCGUGGGGACCAACUUCGACUCGUAUGUGCAUUAUACAAGAAGGUAUUAUAUCGACUUCAACCUGGGCCAGAUGAGAAUCUUGCUCUUCAAGGCAAAAUCUAGCGAGUAUUAAUUUGGUAACGUGUUCUAAAAGAAAAAAAAAACAGCCGUCGAAUGCCAAAAUAGUUAUGGACGUUUUGUACAUGCGCCAAAUUACAUCCGCAUUGCUGACCUUCUCUUGUCUUACCGAGAUACCGAGCAACUGAAACGAACCCUGACCGGCCUCCACAAGGGCCAAUAGCAGGAAAGGACACAGUGGAAUCUAAAAUGGCGAUAACGUGGCCUGCUAUGGUAAUGAUGAAGUAAAGUAAACGCAAUAAGAGGAAACAAAAACUGAAGGUCGGUUAUGGCGGCGCCCAUGCGCAGCUGCCGCAAACUCUAUUGAAAAAAAAAAUCUGCAGCCCUGAUGUGUUAUGAGACUGUUUCAGCGCUUCGAACCCCUUCAGCCCAUCAAAUCCUCCAGUCCUUCAGACCCCAUCAGCCUAACACCCCUUAGACGCCCAAAUGGCUAUGAACCCUAGACUAACCGCCGAAUUCAGAAACCUCACUCAAA
Ixodes scapularis (black-legged tick) is the source of this 1824-nucleotide messenger RNA. RefSeq lists its product as uncharacterized. Gene Ontology annotation, molecular function: dynein intermediate chain binding; dynein light intermediate chain binding. Lineage: Eukaryota; Metazoa; Arthropoda; Arachnida; Ixodida; Ixodidae. The record is from RefSeq and is a predicted model, not a curated record. The coding region runs from base 1 to 1344 and encodes 447 amino acids. Gene Ontology annotation, biological process: cilium assembly; microtubule-based process. The transcript has 3 exons. Gene Ontology annotation, cellular component: cytoplasmic dynein complex.